GGAGCAGCGAUGCUAAAGCUAAAGCUAAUGCUAACGCUAACUAACAUGCAGCGCUGAGGCUGCGGACAGCUGGCGGGGCGGCGGCGCGGACAGUCCGGCGCUGAGAGAGCCUGAGGACCGGGGCUACCGCUGUCCGGCUGGAGGGUUCUGGGGACGGUUCGGCUUGUUAAGCGGCGGUUUGAGAGUCGGGGUGAAGUCGUUAGUGUGUCUGUUUUUAUACUAAAGCUGCGGGGAGUCGGUUCUCCGGUCUCUGAACUCGCGGGGGAACAGUUUUUUUAUCGGGUUGACACGAAAUUAGCUGAAUUAACAACUAAUCUUUGUGGUUUAUUGAGGAGAUUUGGGGAAGGAGAGGGUCGUGGCCCGGUGAGUUAGUUAGUUAGCAUAGCUAGUUAGGCUAGCUAGCUCCGCGUACAGCGUCUAACAGCGUCUCGCUGAGCCGGUAUCUCGGGCUGAAGGCCGGCCGACACGGGUGAACAUUCUGGGGCGGGGACUGGAGGACUAACCGGAGGAAUAACCGGAGGACUGGAGGAAAAACAGUGGGAGGAAAAGCUGCAGCUGCAGCAGCACAGCCUGCUAACCUGACCGGAGAAACAGGAGAUUAAUGGAGUAAAGCGAACUAAGUGACAACAGAGCUAAAGUAUGGAUUCUUCUCUGGAUCUCUGCGAGGAGAAAUGUCUGACUACGGUGAGGGGGCAUGAGCUGAGGGCUGGCCAGCGAGAACCAAGACUCCUCUCGUUACUGGAGCGCUCGGGACAGUUUACGUUGGGUAUUUUGGCCAAUCCUGAGGCAGUGGUGUCCACCCCAGUCCCACAGCUGUCUAUACCCAUCAACAAGCACUUUCAGUUAGUACGAGAAGCUGAGGAGGCUCUUCUCAUUGACAUCUCAAUAAGCACGACGCUGAAGAUUCGUAUCCGAGGGGAGCGGCUUCCCGAGCUGUUGCUGGAGUUACAGGAUGAUGAGCGAACGCAGACAUUUUUCCAGCAGGUGAUGAAGGCUAAGCAGCAAGUUGAAGCUAAAAGUUCACUGCCCAGGAAGAUGGAGCCGGUUGUUCCAGCACCAGUUAAAGCCCCUGUCCCAGUGCCCCCUCAGAGAGGAACCUCCAAACCAGCAAACGCCUCCAAGAACCUGGUGCAGGGCGGCACCACCAACAACAGCACCACAGGAAAGCAUUUAGGUACCGAUUCUGCCAACCCCUCAGCCGGUGUCACACAGACAGAUUUAAGUUUUGAUCAUAUAAACCAUGUUUCUAAAGUGGAGGAAAAGAAGAACCAGCAGAACCGUAUCGUCGCCCAGAGGGAGCCUCCUCCCGUACCUCCUCUUCCUCCCAGGAAAGGCUCCUACACGCCCCCCUCUGCUCAAGUGGCCGGCCCACCACCCAAAGAUAGACCACCUCCUGUGUCACAAGUCGCCACACCCAUCAGACAAGAGUACAGUUCAGCUCCAGACCGCUCCAGCUCCUGGUCCGACAGCCCGACUACACAAAGCAUGAGGCAGGCCAUGUACAGCAGCCAGGCAGGCAUGAGGGAGGGUCUGCUGAAAUACCGCUUAGGAAAGAAGGAGAAUGAGUACGUGGACAUCCACAGCUUCAGAUUCUUUGCAGGAACGUGGAAUGUGAACGGUCAGUCUCCGGAUAGCGUUUUAGAUCCGUGGUUGUGUUCUGACCAGGAGCCUCCUGAUAUGUAUGCACUGGGAUUUCAAGAACUGGAUUUGAGCACUGAGGCCUUUUUCUACAUGGACUCGUCCAAAGAGCAGCUGUGGGUGGAUGCAGUGGAGCGAUGCCUUCAAAACCACAAAGCCAAGUAUAAACGGGUUCGCACUAUUCGUCUGGUGGGGAUGAUGCUGGUGGUGUUUGUGAAAAAAGAGCACAAGAACCACAUCAGGGAUGUGGCUGCGGAGACUGUAGGAACCGGUCUGAUGAAUAAAAUGGGAAAUAAAGGGGGCGUGGCAGUGCGGUUCGUGUUCCACAACACCAGCUUCUGCAUCGUUAACUCUCACCUGGCGGCGCACGUGGAGGACUUCGAGCGGCGGAACCAGGACUACAAGGACAUCUGCGCCCGAAUGAGCUUCCACCUCAUGGAGCACCCACCACUCAGUAUCGUCAAACACGAUGUGGUGAUUUGGCUGGGAGAUCUGAACUACAGGCUGUUUGUUUAUGAUGCAGCUGAAGUGAAGAAACUGAUAGCGGAGAACGAGCUGCGGAAGCUGCAGGAGUGUGAUCAGCUGAACAUCCAGAGACACACAAAGCGUGCCUUCACCGACUUCAUGGAGGGGGAGAUCCAUUUCGUUCCUACUUAUAAAUAUGAUGCAAAAUCAGACAGAUGGGAUUCAAGUGGGAAGUGCCGGGUCCCUGCCUGGUGCGACCGUAUUCUGUGGAGAGGAAAUAACGUCAAGCAGUUGCACUACCGCAGUCAUAUGGAGCUGAAGACCAGCGAUCACAAACCCGUCAGCGCUCUCUUCAGCAUCGGGGUGAAAAUGGUGAACGAACUGCGCUAUAAGAAGGUGUUUGAGGAGAUCGUUCGUGAUAUGGACAGGAUGGAGAAUGAUUUCCUGCCCUCUCUGUUAUUGACUCGAAGAGAGUUCACCUUUGAGAAUGUGAAGUUUCGUCAGCUGCAGAGACAGAGUUUCCUCAUCACUAAUGAUGGACAGGUUCCCUGUACUUUCGCCUUCAUCCCCAAACUCACCGACUCUCAGUACUGCAAACCCUGGCUGAGAGCUGAACCCAGUGACGGUCUCCUCGACCCUAACGAGACCAUGGAGAUCAUGCUGGAGGUUUAUGUGAGUAAAGACUCAGUAACUUUACUGAACUCUGGAGAGGAUAAAAUCGAGGACAUCCUGGUGCUGCACCUGGACCGAGGGAAGGACUACUUUAUCACUGUGUCCGGAAACUACCUGCCCUGCUGUUUCGGAACUUCAUUAGAGACUCUGUGCCGAAUGAAGAAACCCAUCAGGGAAAUCCCAAUUACCAAACUCAUCGACUUGGGGGAGGAUAGCUACAUGGAAAAGGAAAAGACCAGGAUGAACUUCCUGUUGGAGAGCACCAACACAGAAGACAAACCCUUAAAAAUCCCCAAGGAGAUCUGGCUGCUGGUUAACCAUCUCUUCACCAAGGCGUGUCAACAGGAGGAGCUUUUCCAGACCCCUGGGCUGCAGGACGAGCUGCAGAAUAUCAUCGACUGCUUGGACACGAGCAUUCCCGACUCUAUCCCUGGCUGUAAUCACUCAGUGGCUGAGGCGCUGCUGAUCUUCCUGGAGGCUCUGCCUGAGCCGGUGGUGUGUUACGAGCUCUAUCAGAAGUGUCUCGAAUGCUCGCAUGACAGCCGCCUCUGUAAACAGUUAAUAUCUCAGCUCCCUCGAGCUCAUCGCAACGUGUUCCGCUACCUGAUGGCUUUCCUGAGAGAACUGCUGAAGCACUCUAUCGACAACAAUCUUACUGCCAACCUGCUAGCUACCCUCUUCGCAAGCCUUCUGAUCCGGCCACCACCGAACCUCACCGGCAGACAGACCCCCAACGACCGGCAGAGAGCCAACGACUUCAUCCUGGGCUUUCUGAUGGGCAGUGAUGAGGACUGAGGAGCCACUCGGAGAUGAUGGGUCAUACAUCCCUUAAUUAAUCCAUCCGAUGGUGACCUGGUGUGUGUGUGUAAGUGUGUGUAUGUGUAUGUGUGUUUGUGUGUGUGAGUGAGCGGCAUAACCUACUAGACAUCAUUGGACCGACCCCACACUAUGAUGGCUGAUGGAAUGGCCUGAUGAACAGCAUGGAAUUAAGACUGAUGCUCCUUUCAAGCCUCUUUUUGAGCCCCUACAGACUCUACUCAUUGGCUCUGGUGUGCUGUUCCUCUGUUUUGGAGCUGUUUCUGAUUGGACGCGUGGACCGGUGUGGCUCUGGGAGCUUUAAAGGCUCGGUCCUUGCUUUGGCCUUGAGGCAUUUAAUGUUUUCCUGCACUUUUUGACCUCUGGUGGGAUGUUCUGAUGCCAAAACCAAAAACUCUUCACCUGGUUUGUGCGUGCGUGUGUCUUGUGUGUGAGCUUGUGAGUGUGUGUGUGUGUGUGUGUAAAUAUAUAUUUGCGUGUGUGUUUACAUAUAUGUUGUGUACAUAUAUGUAUACACACUCCUAUAAAUAUAAAAAAAUAUAUAUAUAUGUGUGUGUGUGUGUGUGUGUGUUUGUGUGUCUUCACAUCUGUACACAGAGAAUGACCUGUACACUAAAUAAUAAGGGAGCGGUAAAAACUGGUUGGAGCGCUCAGCAUUCCUUUUGAAUGCGUUCUCCAGCUGAACAGUCGUGGCUCGAGGCACCUUUCAUUCAUUCUCUACGUCUAGCAGCGUGAGGGAUGAUCCUGUAACUGCAGAGAGACUGUCCUGGUUAAGCUCUAUUCGGAUAGGAUUAGGUUUUAUAUGCGAAGAUUGGGGGUAAAGUAGAUAUUACUGGAGUUUUUCAGUGUUUUUAUUUGUGUGAGAAUGCACAGUCAUGUCAAUUUUUCCUGGUCUGUGCACUGCUUUUUACUCCAGGUUAAUUCUGAGCUUUUCUCAAGGAUGGCGGCUCCUACUAGACUAACCUCAUUUUGUCUUUUUUUGGCUCAAAAUGCAUCAAGAUCUUUGUUUGUUUGGCGCAGACAAAAACAUAAUGUAACUAAAAACAUAGUAUGCCUUACUUUCGCCUAUAAAAACAAAACAAAAACUUGUGAACAUAUAAUUUUGUGGCUUUUCUUAAGUAUUGGAGGCUCUUGAGUAUGGAGGCUCCUACUGGACUAACUUAAUUUUUCCGGACUAACUUAAUGUCUCCAAAUUCUUGCCCAAAUCCAUCUCAUAAAUUGCUCAAAAAUUCACCCAAAUCUUUAUUUGUUUGGCUCAGACAAAUUAAUGUGAUUUAAAACAUGGUAUGUCUUACUUUAGUCUAUAAAAAAAAAAAAAAAAAAAAAAAAAAAAAAAAUACUUGUAAAAGUUUAAUUUUGUGUCUCUUUUCGAGUAUGGAGACUCUCGAGUAUAGAGGCUCCUACUGGACUAACCUCAUCUCAUCUUAUCUCUAUAAAUUUAUUUCCAAAUCCAUCUUACAAAUGGCUCAAAAUUGCGUCAGAUCUUCAUUUGUUUGGUGCAGACAAAUAAAUGUGGUUUAAAACAUGGUAUGCCCUACUUUAGUGUAUUAAAACCAACUAAAAACUUGUUAAAAUAUAAUUUUAUAGCUUUUCUCGAGUAUAGAUCCUCUUCAGUAUGGAGGCUACUACAGAACUAACCUCAUAUAAUCUUAUCUCUCUAAAUUCAUGCCCAAAUCCAUCUCAUAAAUGGCUCAAAAUUGCAUCCAGAUCUUCAUUCGUUUGUCGCAGACAAAAUCACGUGAUUUAAAACAUGGUACGCCCUACUUUCGUCUAUAAAAACAAACUAAAAACUUGUUUUUAUAGUUAACAAAACAAAAACUUGUGAACAUAUAAUUUUGUGGCUUUUCGAGAGUGAGGAGGCUCCCGCUGGACUAACCUUAUCUUAUCUUAUAUUAUUUCUAUACAUUUAUGCCCAAAUACAUCUCAUAAAUUGCUCAAAAAUUCGUCCAGAGCUUCAUUUGUUUGGCACAGACAAAAAAUGUGAUUUAAAACAUGGUAUGCCCUACUUUAGUCUAUAAAAACAAACCAAAUACUUGUAAAAAUAUAAUUUUGUUUCUUUUCUCGAGUAUAGAGACUCUUGAGUAUGGAGGCUUCCACUAGACUAACCUCAUCUCAUCUUAUCUCUAUAAAUUUCUGCCCAAAUCCAUCUUAUAAAUGGCUCAAAAUUGCGUCCAGGUCUAGUCUGUAAAACAAACCAAAAAUCUAACCUCAUCUCAUCUUAUCUCUGUAAAUACAUAGUGUAGACGAAAAUAUAAUGUGAUUUAAAACAUGGUACGUCCUACUUUAAUCUAUAGAAACAAAACAAAAACUUGUAAACUUAUGAACAAAUUUUUCUUGAGUAUGGAGGAUCCUACUGGACUAACCUUAUCUUAUCUUAUAUUAUUUCUGUAAGUUCAUGCCCAAAUCCAUCUUAUAAAUGGCUCAAAAUUGCAUCCAGAUCUUCAUUCGUUUGUCACAGACAUGGUAUGUCUUACUUUUGUCUAUAAAAACAAACAAAAACUUGUAAUCGUAAUUUUGUGGCUUUUCUCGAGUAUAGAGGCUCUUAAAUAUGGAAGCUCCUACUGGAUUAACCUCAUAUUAUCUUAUCUCUCUAAAUUCAUGCCCAAAUCCGUCUCUUAAAUGGCUCAAAAAUGUGCCUUGAUUGUUAUACCUUUUGCGCAGACAAAUUUAUGUGAUUUAUUACAUGAUGUCCUACUAUAGUCUAUAAAAACAAAACAAAAACAUGUAAAUAUCAUUCUCUCAAAUGUGGAGGCUCCUUAUGGAGGCUCUUGCAUAUAAAGGCUCUUUUUAUAUUAAGCUUUUUAGUUCUGUGUCAAAACUCCAAAUCCAAAACAUGAGUCAAAGGACUCCGUAGAGGUGCCACACUCCUCCCAGUCUCAUCAGUUAUUGUGUAGUGUAGCCUAUAGCCAACAUAUACUGUACAUGUUUUGAACAUGAAUCUUCUAAUUGUUGAAAUUUCUAAAAAACGUAAUUUAAUUAUUGCUAUAAUGAAUCUGUGAAGUCCAUGGUAUUGUUUUAUUGCACUGCAGUGCGUAAAUCAAGUAGUUACUCCCAUCCCAGUCGUUUAUGCUGAUAUUUCUUUUGAUAUUUUUCCCGAUUUAAAACUGAUCCCGUCCGAAUAGGGUGGAACCUAAGUGGAGCCCCAGUGGUUGAGGUGCUGUUUUGAUUCUUGAAAGGUGACCUAGACAAUCGCUUAUCUUUCGGAGGCUUGCUUUCUGUGACUGUGUACCUGAAUGAUGGUAGUGUCUAUUGUGGUGUAAAAAAAACUGUUAUUUAUAUAUUUUUUGUUCUCUUUCAUCUGUCAUUUUUCUGUUUUUGUGCUGGGCUCUCCUCAGAGCUCAGAAAGAUCUUUUUUUUUCUCCUCUAUAGAAUGCAUUGAAUUGAAUUUGCUUUCAGAUGCCAGCUAUUAAGGUGACUCUAUUAAGGUGGACGUUUGUCUUGAUUUAGUUUUUUUUUAAGUUUAGUUCAAGCUGUAGCUGUUCUAUAAUACACACUGCGGCAUGCCAAAAGUCAUGGGACAGGUACUUGUCUGGUACAUUUUUUUUCCAGUAUCGUGCAGCCCUAGUCAAACCUAGACCCAUUCCUUGAGCUAACGCUUCACAAUCAGUUUACAUACUGCUAUCCCGCUAUCCCAUGACUUUUGGCAUGUCUUUGUACUUCAAGCAUUAUCACAGUGAGCCUUUACAGAAUCUUUACAGUUCAAAUCACUGUGGGCGUGUCCUUCACAGUGAUCUAAGCUCAUCAUGUUUCCAGUGGUUUACUUCCAGUGACCUCCUUUAACCUGUCUGGUUUCAGGAAGGGUCGUACCUCACUCCUCUCUUUCCUGAUGUAAAUGUGUCGUCCUGUACCUGUCUUGUGUAAUAAUGUUGACGCUGAACGUGUCCUCUGUCCUCUGUUGUGAGCACUGCGAGCUCUGGUGUGCAGUUGUGUAACUGGGGAAUUCCAGAUUAUUUUGGCUCUUUUGUGGCCUAAAGAAAAAGUUCAAAGGCUGAAAAUCAGAUUAGUGUGAUUUAUCUCUUAUCUCUUAUCUCUGAUCUUGUAUCCUGGAUCCCGUUGAUCAGUAUAGUAUUUGUAUCUUUAGUUCUGAACAGGAGGCUUAUUUUCACUAACAAUUACAGGACUUACAGUACAAGUCUGCUGGCAUUUAAAAGAAGAACUCUGGUGUAAAAUUGAUUUUUGGUGUAGUAAAACAUGAUAAAGCGUGCUAACCUUUGAUUAAUAGCCCACCUCUGCUCUCCUACAGCUUUCUGAGAUCCAGAAAUUUUAUUCAGUUUGUCCAAACACCCUUUAGACUGGAUGAUAUGGGGCAUAUUAUAGCUCCUGCAGAUAAAUUGCUGUCUUUUUUACACUGUAAUCCAGCUCAAAGUAGCUCCACACCUCCUUGCGAGAAUCCGGAGAGCCCUGAAAUUUAAAACAAAGCAUUAAAAACUUAAAAAUUGCAUAAGAAAUUUAUUAAAAAUCUCUGGACGCUGCCAUCUUAAAGUAAAGUCAUCAAUCAUCAGUACAGUGAUGGCGGCAACUAGAGAUUAGGUUACACUACUGGUUGUAAGCAGUGCUUUUUAACAAGCUUCUUGUGCACUUUUAAAGUUCGUAAUGCCUUGUUUUAAAUGUCAGAGCUCUCUACCAAUGAGGCGUGAGCCUGGAUAACGGUGUAAAAAAGCGAUUUAUCUGCAGGGACAAAAUAUGUCCCGUAUCAUCCAUUCUGAAGGUUUUUUCCCCCAAUAAUUAAUUCGCUGUGGUCCAGUUUAAAGCUUAAUAAUACGAUAUAGCAUUAUUUAAUGCAAUUGUAGUAAUAAGUAUGAAUAUAUAAUUUUAAUUUCAAGUUAACCACAGUGCCUUUGCUAAACAUUUUUAUUUCUUAAAGGAGAAAUCCAAUGUGAAAUGGACUUGUGCUCUAGGGUUGCCAGUGCAAAGAAAUUGCUACUAAUGAAGUGUGGAGCUACUCUGAUCUUGUUAAUUGUGUAAAAGUAGUGAUUUUUUUUUUGCAUGGGUAACACUAUGCAUCAGCUAAAAGUGCUGUAUUUGAGAAUGCUGGGGGAGAUAGGAGGUGGGCUUUUUGACAAAAGUUCAUACUUGUUAUGAUGUUUCACUACAACUCAAAUCAAUUUCACACCAGAUUUCUCCUUUAAGUAAUUAAAAUCCAAAUACCAGAAACGUUUUCUUUUUAUCCAAUUGGAAAAAUGGGAUCUAAAGAGUAAAACUCUGAUAUCUAGUGUGCAGAGUUUAAGUACAACACUAAAGGAACCACUUCUGACACCAAUUUAAACUCAUAAUUAAAAAUCUAUACUGUUUAAAAUUAUUAUAUUGUUACACCCCAUUUUACGCAAACAUUUGGACUUUGCAGUGUAGAGUGAACAAUAAUCAAUCAUUAAUAGUAGAAUCAAAUAGUCUAAUCUAAUAAGAUCUACAUACUGAGUACAAAUUAUAGCUGUUAGGAUCCUGAAUGGAGCUGGAAAGUUGGAAUUCCUCUUUAUACAUGAUUGUCCAGCUUUUAUGGGUCACUGCUUCAGUCAGUACUUACUAUAAAUUCUUAAUUUUAUUAGUUUUUUUGUUGAUUUUCUUUCUUUCCUCUUCCUCGCUAUAUGGUGUCAUGUAUUAUGGGAUGUCACAGAGCUUCUGUGCUCUGAUAACCAUCGAAUGUCGACGUGUAGUAAAACCAGUUCCAGGUUUAAUCGGAUUGCGUCCGUCAGUAAUAGUGGCGUAAGUUGGGAGUAUUUGGACAGGGUACAGAUGAGCUCUGGAAAAGUGCUGCUGAUGUUUUCAGAACAAGCUGCUGAACUCUGCCGCUGACAGGCUGCCACAAAUUCUUAAAACAACACGUUAGUUUUGGCAGACGAGCUGAAAAUAGUCUGGAAAAAGAUGAGUAAAGGAAAUCCUCAGCACAUCCUCUUCCCCAGUUCAGGAUCAGGAUGUGUUGCUUCUCGCUCUGAGACUCGGCCUGUCUCCAUAACUAUAUUUAUUUCGGUGAUUUACUGUCCCAAACAUUAUUGUGACAAACGAUAUUAUUGAUGUUUUAAUUAUUGACCAAAUUAUGCCAGUGAUCUAAUGAGGAUAAAAUAAUAGCAUAAUAAUGCAAUUACACAGUUUUUUAAGCAAUAAGCUGUUAAUUGUUUAAAAAAUUCCAUUUGAAAAAAUAACUGAUUAUUAAUUUUAUAUUAUAUCGUAAUGUUAUAAAAUAUCCAAAAUUCAUAAAACAAAAUUAAAUGUAAAAAGUACUGCGUAUUAGUAAGAACUUGCCAAUUCGAUAUGCAUCACAAUUAAAGGGGUUCCAAUUCAACAUCAAUUACAAUUAUUAGAAAGUAAGGAAUAGUGUAUUUUUUUUUUUUUACACGAUCAGUUUUUUCCUAAAUAGUAUCACAUUUAUAUGUUUUUUUUCCAAAUUGAACCAUUGGAUCUAAUUAUCUAAUGGGUUUUUAAAACACAGCGUACAUUACUUUAUUAAUUGACACUAAUUAAGACAUUUUUAAUACUGUGUUUUUGAGAAUCAACACAGUAUUACAAAACAAACUUUAGUUAUACUUCAAUAAACAGCUCUGGAAAAAAGUAAGAGACCACUUCAAGAAUUAUGAGUUUCUUUUACCAAUUUUUCCAAAUUGAAAACCUCUGGAAUAUAAUCAAGAGAAAUAUGUAAGAUCAAAAGCCAUCAAACCAGGCUGAACUGCCUGAAUUUUUGCACCAGGAGUAAAGCAGCAUAAAGUUAUCCAAAAGCAGUGUGUAAGACUGGUGGAGGAGGAGAACAUGAUGCCAAGAUGCAUGAAAAAAACUGUGAAUAAAAAGCAGGGUUAUUCCACCAAAUAUUGAUUUCUGAACUCUUAAAACUUUAUGAUCAUUUUUUUGCAAAUAAAUGCUCUAAAUAUUUUUAUUUGGAUUUGGGAGAAAUGUUGUCCGUAGUUUAUAGAAUAAAACAACAAUGUUCAUUUUAAUCAUCAAAGAAAAUAAUUCAGAAACUGAUGUGGUCUCUUUUUCAGAGCUGUAUAUAGGUUUUCUAUGAAUAUCUGAGAUCACAAUUAUUUAGGUACGGGUCUACUGAAGACUCAGCAUGACGUGCUGUUAGUGGAGAACCACAUCCCGCUCUCUAAACCCACUUUAAAACUGCCUCCAGAUCAGUCUGCUGAUUUCUGCUCUGCCUGUUCACUGAUCCACGUCUGGCGUUUUUUCCAGGCCCGUGUCUGUGGCCGGGUUUAGUCACUCGCCUGCUGGUUUUGUAACUUCCUCCCAGGCCGAGGCUGUUAGUAGAUGAAUUCCUGAGAAGGGCCUGGCAGUACUCCUCUCCUCUGAGCUGAAAUCCUGCGCUCAGCAUUGCCUGUACAUGACGUCUCUGCCAGGAAUGAGCGUCAUUCUUCUUCAUUCUUCUUCAUUCUUCUUAAUUGUUCUUUAUUGUUCUUCAUUGUUCUUCAUUGUUCGAGAAUCAGUGGAGCUGAGAUUCCAGAUGAAUUUCUUAUUCUUGUUCUGCGAGGAUACCGUUCCCUCUCAGUCCCACUCGGUCUCUGGGAGAUUUGAACUGAAGCAUUACUCUCACCUGUACCUUAUUUUUCUGUGUUUUUCUAUGUUUUUGGUGUUUUUAUAUUUUAAUGUUCUGGUCUGGUUCUUGCAGUCUUGCAGUAAUGGUACAAUAUGCAACUGAAUUCUUGCACAUCUGUCAUUUUUCUCUCGUUUUUGGUACUUUUAACUUAUUUAAUGGAAAUAAAACUUUAAAGUCCUUUU
Astyanax mexicanus (Mexican tetra) is the source of this 11295-nucleotide messenger RNA. RefSeq names its product OCRL inositol polyphosphate-5-phosphatase (gene ocrl). Gene Ontology annotation, cellular component: membrane; cytoplasm. Gene Ontology annotation, molecular function: phosphatidylinositol-4,5-bisphosphate 5-phosphatase activity; inositol phosphate phosphatase activity. NCBI's taxonomy places the organism in Eukaryota, Metazoa, Chordata, Actinopteri, Characiformes, Acestrorhamphidae. The transcript is spliced from 24 exons. Bases 640 to 3570 code for a protein of 976 amino acids. The record is from RefSeq and is a predicted model, not a curated record. Gene Ontology annotation, biological process: signal transduction; phosphatidylinositol dephosphorylation.